Molecule: messenger RNA, 795 nt
Organism: Cooperia oncophora
Lineage: Eukaryota; Metazoa; Nematoda; Chromadorea; Rhabditida; Trichostrongylidae
Source: the annotation of a GenBank genome assembly
AUGGGAAGCCUCUGGCCAGCACUGGUGGUUGGCUGGGCACGCCAGUUACCUGCACUUCUGGUUGGUAAUUAUUUCGCCUCUGUGGAGAGGACUAUUGCCGUUCAUCGGCCUAGUAACUACUAUCGACAUUGGAACUACAGCUAUAAAUUGAAACGGCUCUUCCUACUACUUGUCGUUCAAAUGGUCUCAAUCGCCAUAGCGGCUUACACUUCUCACGGUCUGCAUACGCUGAAUUCAUCGCAGCAUUGCCCAGUGCUUUCCUCAACACAUAUCGCCUAUUGUACGGCCCACUUUCUCUUCGUUGUUCUGGCUUAUGUGAUCAGUUUUGUAACACUGCUCUACAUAUUCAGGAGUAGACAGGGCUACAGCCAAGUGAACUCAGCGCCGUUUCGACGAUGUCAAGGUUCACGACGCGAGUCAAAUCUGAAGGUAUUCAUGAUGACGUCACUGAUGUGCAUUGUGUUCAUGUCGAUUCCUGCAUUUGCCAGUCUUCUUAUUCGAUGGAAUGUCGUCCAGGGCAGCGAAUUCGUGCUCGGAAUAUCUAUAGUGCCACCAGGGUUGAUAUCGAUUGGAACGACAAUGGUGAAUUGUGUUUUCCAUCGCGAAUACCGUAGUAAUAUGCUUCGAAUAUUUUACUGGACGUCAAAAAACAAGUCAACAGGGCGGAGUAUAGAUGGCAGCGAGGUGUUUCCCGAAAAGCUGUCACCACGGGUCAGUAGUUCACUCAUCUGCGGUCGAGAACGCGGUUCCAGCCGGCAAUUUCCACUCAUCAACAAUACGGAGAUCAUGUUGUAA